Mycena indigotica is the source of this 876-nucleotide messenger RNA. RefSeq names its product Peptide methionine sulfoxide reductase. The record is from RefSeq and is a predicted model, not a curated record. Bases 1 to 876 code for a protein of 291 amino acids. Gene Ontology annotation, molecular function: peptide-methionine (S)-S-oxide reductase activity. Lineage: Eukaryota; Fungi; Basidiomycota; Agaricomycetes; Agaricales; Mycenaceae. The transcript has 3 exons.
AUGAGCUAUCCUUCUUCCACUCUUCCUCAUGAACACUUUAUAUCGCCCGUGUCAGGUUAUUAUAAGAUCAUGACAAGCAACCGCUCUUUCACUUGCAUUCUAAAUUUGUUCCUCGUAAUGAAUGUUACCGGGCUUCGCGGCCGGCCCGGAUAUCACGGCGUUGCUGGCUUACAGAUUACCAUCGCCUUCGCUGUCGACGGCGUCAGCAACGGCUGCGGCUUUCUCAUCUCCGCCCGUGACCCCGUACUAUAUCUUCCCCCGCUUCGUCUAUCAUCAACAAUACUUUCAAGCCCCAGCAUGACCUCAACGACUGAAGUUGCUAUCUUUGCCUCGGGCUGCUUCUGGGGCACUGAGCACAUUUUCGUGAAGCACUUCCCGCCCGCGAAGGGCAUACUCAAGACAACAGUUGGGUACACGGGCGGGAAGGAGACUUCCACGAAUCCAGACUACCGCACUGUCUGCAGCGGCGCGACAGGUCACGCCGAGGCUGUCCGCAUCGAGUUUAACCCAAAUCUCGUCAGCUACGCGGAGCUGGUAGAGUUCUUCUACCGCACCCACGACCCGACAACGGAGAACAAGCAAGGGCCAGAUGUCGGCACGCAAUACCGCAGCGCCAUCUUCACCACGACCGCUGAACAGGCCGCCACCGCCAAGCGCGUGACGGAGGAGGUCCAGGCGAAGCACUUUGCGCCAAACGUCAGUCUUUCCCGCCGUCUUGUCUCCAUGCUCCUCCCAUACCACUUCCCGCAGGGCACCGCCAUCGUCACGCAGAUCCAGGAGGCCGGGCCGUGGUGGGAUGCGGAGGAGUACCACCAGCUCUACCUGUUUAAUAACCCCAACGGGUACCAAUGCCCGACCCAUCGUCUGCACUGGUAG